This is a messenger RNA of Empidonax traillii (willow flycatcher), 3414 nucleotides long. It is a transcript of the gene UBE2W, whose product is annotated as ubiquitin conjugating enzyme E2 W. The transcript has 6 exons. The coding region runs from base 65 to 535 and encodes 156 amino acids. The record is from RefSeq and is a predicted model, not a curated record. NCBI's taxonomy places the organism in Eukaryota, Metazoa, Chordata, Aves, Passeriformes, Tyrannidae.
CGAGCUCAGGGGAGCGGGACCGGGGGGGCGGGUGCGGGCGGGGAAGGGCCGGCCUGGCGCCGCGAUGGAGGUGAGACCCGCGGGGCUGCGAGAGAAACGAUUACAAAAAGAACUAUUGGCAUUUCAAAAUGAUCCACCUCCAGGAAUGACUCUAGAUGAAAAGAGUGUACAAAAUUCAAUUACACAGUGGAUUGUAGACAUGGAAGGUGCUCCAGGAACACUAUAUGAAGGGGAGAAAUUUCAGCUUUUAUUUAAGUUUAGUAGUCGGUAUCCUUUUGAUUCGCCUCAGGUCAUGUUUACUGGAGACAAUAUUCCUGUUCAUCCUCAUGUUUAUAGCAAUGGUCAUAUCUGUUUAUCCAUUCUAACGGAAGACUGGUCUCCAGCUCUCUCAGUGCAAUCUGUUUGUCUUAGCAUUAUUAGCAUGCUUUCCAGCUGCAAAGAAAAGAGGCGACCUCCAGAUAACUCAUUUUAUGUAAGAACGUGUAACAAGAAUCCAAAGAAAACAAAAUGGUGGUAUCAUGAUGACACAUGUUGAUGCCACCAUUUUGUGAUCCUCGUAGCAGAAGAUAGUCCUACUGAGAAAAUGAGCACUUUGAUCAUUCAGUCUUUGAACUUUAACCUUUGACUGGAAGUGACCUAUAGGCAAUGAAGACUACUUCCUUUGACUGCAUUUUUACUAGUGUGCAUUCUGGGCGCAUGUUGAUCGCUGGUUCAGUCCAUGCAACUGACAUGCUUUUAUUAGUCAUACAGUAUUAAUGCAGGUGUCCAGAAAUGUCAGAAUAAUUCCAUUAUUUUUAUUUUAAGCUUUUGGAAGAAUUCCAGGUCUUCAUAUAUUGUGCAAUAACACUGAGCUCCUUGGCGGUUUUGGUGCAUCCAUUGCCGGCAAUGGACAUUGUACCAGGGAAAGGUUUUGCUCCUGCCACAAAAAAGAUUGAUGCAUGACAGAGCUUAUGAAAGUUUUGGAUAUAUUUGGAUUAUAAGCAAGGGAUUGACAAUUACCUUAAAUCCAGCCCAUUCUUUUAUAUUUGGAUUCUAUGCACUGUGACCACAAAACUAGCAGCAUGAGUUAACAUGCCUAGCUGAAGGACUGUAAUAAGAUCGUUACAUAUUUAUUGAAUUGUUUAUCUGCUGUCAAAUUGUUUUGACAUGGGCGGCUUUUCAAGUGACAUUGGCAGAGAGGUACAAUGUUAUCCCUAUGGUGAAAUAAAACUACUUUUUGUAUAUAGUUAUUCAUAUCUCUGAAGCAAAGGUAUGAGUAAUUUAGGGUAUGAGUGAUUUAAACAAGAAUUUAUUUUGGAGAUAGAGGAUGGCAGUGAUAUAACUGAACUUGCUGCAGUCCGUAAUUGGGCUUGUAAUUUGUACUUUAGAGCUUUUUCCAAAUAGAUUGCACACUGUUAUUUCCUGCUAGCCAUCAGCAUGAGCCCUACUGCCUACACCAAUAUUUCAUUUAUUUAUGUGUUCGAAAGCAAUCCAUAUAACAUUUUUUGUUUGCAUUCACUGUUUCUUUUGUGUUGUAUGUCAUGUUUGAAUGUUACAAAACAAUAUUUUGAUUGAAAAGCUUUGUCAGAAGAUAUUUUCAUGUAAAUUAUUUCUUUAUCUUGUAAGCAUCAUCUUGUCUUUUAAUCCUGUACUAUAAAAAGAAAAAAAAAAUACAUUUUUGACAGAGGCUUAAAGUUUUCACAAAAAAGUGUGGACCUUCUUAUUUAAGUUUAGACUAAAGUAUAUUUUCUUAACUUGCUUGUCCCAUGCAGCCAUGGCAAUUUUUCCAGGCUUUUACUUCACCAAAAAAGGGGAAAAAGCCUAAAAUCAGACAUUUUUCUGUGGAGCAACAUUUAUUGAAAUGAUAGUUGUUCUCAGCACUCUGUAAUAUUUUGAUACUGCAAUUAGGUUGUCUUUUUAGGAAGCACUUUUAUAAACUUAAUACCUUUACACAUAUGCAAAAUUUCUAUAAUUUUUUUUACUGUUGCCUUAUUGUUGCACUCAAAAAGAAAUUCAAGCAAUUAAUGCAUGAAUGUCUAAAUCAAGUAGCUACUUGAUGUAAAAACAAACAAACAAAAGCAAAAAAAAAAUCCCUAAACCCAAUCCAGAAUGAAUUACUACAGUAAUAGAAAAUUGGCUGAAAAGACUGAUUUUUUUUUUAAUCUGCUGUAUGAUAACUGACAUGUUUUAUAGCCUUGUACAUACUUCUCUGUUACCUAUUGUUUAAAACAUUUUUAAAAAAAGUAUAGAUGCUAAACUCAGGGUGGAUAGAGUUCAGAUGGAUUUGCUUCAGAGGAGUGUUUUGUACAGCAAUAGGAUUAUAGAUACUGGCAGUGAAGUGAGGCUACAAUAAACUUCAGGAACUGCUAUUUUUUUUUCUACUGUACUGAAAAUAUCUCUUGGCCUUUAAAACUCAAUGGUAAAAUCUAGCUUUGGAUAUGAAUUUGAUGUGUGUAUAUAUUUUCACAAUGAGCCUUUGAAACAUAGAAUUCAGUUCAUUUUAGGAGCCAAAAAAAAGUAGUUUUAAACAAAUCAAAUACUUAUGCUCCAACUUUUUGUUUAGCAAAAUAUUAUUGUGAGUUCAUCAAACUGGUUACUUUUGGAAACAUUUCAUGUGGAGGAGCAGUAAUCUGAUACUUCGUCUGUAUAUUCAUGUUAACUGCUCUGUAUUAAUUGAAACAAUUGAUGCAUCUUUGAGAAAUUACUGUAUGAAUGGUUCAUAUAAUGAAUCCUAUCAAAGCAGUCUACAGGAAAGAGACCUUAAUGUGACACCAGGUAAUGUCUGAAGAAAUGGCUCAAGUAAAUCUCAGAUUCAGUUAUCUUUUUAUAUAGUAGCUUGUGAAACUACAAUACAUGGUUUCAUAGAAGCUUUAUGACAUACUGUAUUGUAUUUUGUCAAAGAUGGGUGUUGUAGUGCAAAGCAUUAUACGUUUUAUUGACCUGUGCUAUCACAUGGACUAUAGUGAAGUUAAAUAACCAAAUUUAUGCUGCUCUUUAAUAAACUACCCGCCCCCUAUAAUAUACUUAGAUCAAAAAAGUGCAAGGUAGAUUAGAAGAGAAUGUACCUCAGGUCUUUUAGUUUACAGUAGAAAUGCCUCCAUUGGUUCUCUUGUAGAUCUGUGGGUAAGUUUGCGUAUAUAUAGAGGGCCAAGGCAAAGCCUAUAUACCACUCAAGCCCUCAAAAUAAUGCAACUAUUCUGACAAUGCUAUGGUGUCCUGAAAUAGGGCUUGAAUUAGUUGAAGGUGCCAUCCUUUCCUAGGGUGACCCCGUGUAUGUAACUUCCUUUCACUUGGAAUUCCUGACAUGAAAUGGUUACGGAGUUGGCUUGAAACUAUCUUGCUUUUAUUUUGUGUCAAUAUUCAUGUUGUUAAACACUUUGUUUUGUGUUUAGUGUCUUUAUACUAUAACACAAUAAAUUCUUGUUUUAAAAUAGA